Pelobates cultripes (western spadefoot toad) is the source of this 4900-nucleotide messenger RNA. The record is from the annotation of a GenBank genome assembly. Lineage: Eukaryota; Metazoa; Chordata; Amphibia; Anura; Pelobatidae.
GGGGGCCAUAGUCAGAUGGCAGGAGGCUGGCAACCAGGCUUCUCCAGUGCAUAGUGGCGAGGUUGGUUUCGCCACAGGUACUUCACUCCCUUGGCUGUUAAUGUCGCUGUAAGUGGUCAGAGAGACAUUCGCCAUUGCAGGGUUGUGCGUGAGAGAUCAGAGUAGAACGUUAAGUCCAUGUCUUCGAAGCGGUAGGGAUUCUUCCCUUUGAUGGCGCCCAUAAAAGCAGCCUUGUCUUGCCCAUUUUGAAAUUUGACCAGGAGGUCACCUGUUGCAGAGCUUGCGAGUUGUCUUGGCUUGGGCAGGAGGAACAUGCCAUCCAGCUGCAUCCCUUUAGCUUGUUUAGGGGACAGGAGGGCCGCAAAUAGCCUUCUUAGGAGAUGGGGAAGCUCAGCUGGGGAUACAGCAUCUGAGAGGCCUCUAAUUUUGAUAUGCUUCCACCUCCUUUUGUCUUCCAUAGCAGUGGGUUAGUGUAGUGUGAGCUGAGGAGAGGUCUUUGACCUGAUUCUGUCAUUUGUGCUGCCUGUGUCUGAGUGGUUUGCUCCACAGCUGAGAGGCGAUCAGUGAUCCCCUUAACAUACUCCCUUACCUGGGAGAUCUCUGUGGAGAGCGACUGGCUUAGGUUGGACAGGAGAGAGGUAAGUAUCUCCGUGGUAACCGGGAGACCCGCCGUCAGUUGUGUGGGUUUGGAAGGUCCCUUGUAGCCCAAUGUCUCAGGGCAGUGGAGGGACGUGCCAUCCAAGCUCCCAGAGUAAUCCUCGAAGUCAGCCGCCAUGUUGAGUCCAGUCGCGCCAUGCAGUCUCCUCAGCAGGUCGCCUAUAUCGGCCGUGAACCGUGGGCGAUCCGGACACGUUUUUUUUUUUUUUCUCCCCAUUGUUGGAGGGGUGUUAGCAGGCUGUCUGCAGUGUGGUAGGGUGCUUCUUGAGGCUGAUUUUGGGCCUUAUUGGGCUGCGGUCGUCGGAGAGCAGUAGGUAUGCGACUGUUCAUGCCAAGAGCUGGCUCUGCCCCCCCUAGUCUAGUUGUUAUCUAAAUUUUACAUCUUCAAUCCUGUUAUUCCUUAUUGCCUGGAAAGUGUUAUUUUGCUGUUCUAUAAUACUCUUAUUUAUGAAAUAUGCAUCAAUAUUCCUAUUUUUCUUUCUGAACUGACAUAUCCUGUUGCCUGUACUUUUUUUGUCCUAUAAUAGACAUUAUUUAAAAUAAAUAAAUGUAUUAUGCUAAUACCAAAAUAUGGGGGUUGUGGAGUUGCAAGAAAUUAUCUUUCAAACCAGUUUACUUAAAAAAAUUAAUGGUUUAAAAAAAAAUUAAAAAAAAUCAACAGAGUAUUUGAUUUACAAUUUAAUCAAUUAAUUUUUUUACCCAGUCAGACCAACAAAUUGCUUUUGUUCGUAAGUGUUCUGCUGGUCUCACAAAGGUUAGCUAAUCCCUUUCUCUCCUGCGGAUAACUAGUCCAUCGUAACAUUGCGGUGUUCUCGCCUUUUUAAGAUUGAGAUGAGUCAUUUUUGAUCGUGUGCCUAUUCCCAUUGAAAGCUCUGACUGAUCUCCCUCGCUCCCUGCUAUUCUUAUGUUGUGUUUGAUGUGUGGAAUUUUUAGAUCAGGAGAGAAUGCCUUCUGUGUCGGAAUGGAGUUGCUGUUUUUAACAUGUCCUACUUUGGAAAGUUUUACCUGGUCGGGCCGGACGCCACUAAAGCCGCUAAUUGGCUAUUCACCGCUGAUAUCGACAAGCCUCCAGGUAAAUGCUAUGAACAACAAGGGGAUGUUUCUCUUCUGUGAUAAUGGGACCAGUAAUUAUAGAAGAAAUUAUAGGUUCAAAAGUAUAGACUUUUUUUUUUCUUCGUAAAGAUGACCAGCUGCUUUUGCCGUAUGUUGCAUUAAAAGUCUCUGCACUAUUUUAUUGGCUUUAUGAUCACCCAAAGAGGUUAUGUACAUCCCUCACAGUUUAUUUGACCACAUGACUCCACAUGACUUGGUUACAACCAAUCAGAACAGGAUUAAUCAUUAUGUGACCGUGGGCAGCUGCCUAGCGCCCAGGGGUUAACCAAGAAGACGGCUGCCAUCUCACGUUUACAUACUCAUUAGCAUCUCCCUUCUUCGUGCCCCAAACAAUAUUUUUGUUUCUGAGUACUCUGUUCAGACCUGAUCUGCAGGUUUGUAAAAAAUAAACAAAAUAGAGAUUCAAGAGACUUACUCUCACUUUAUCCAUACAGAUGUUCAGCUACUAGAUGCAUACUUGCAAAAACAGAAUAUUCAAUUAUAUAAUUUUUCAAUGUAGGGUAAUAGCUUCUUGAUCCAAGGAUAAAUCUGACUGCCAUUCUGGGGUCAAGAGGGAUUUUUUCCCUAGUUUGUUGCAAAAUUGUUCAGACUGUUUUUUUGUUUUUUUUUUGGCCUUUGUUUGGAUCAACAGCAAAAAUUUAAUGUGAGGAAGGCUGAACUUGAUGGACACAUGUCUCUUUUCAGCCUAUGUAACUACACCCUGUUCCAAAUUAUUAUGCAAAUGAUAUUUUUCUCACUUACCUAAAUAAUUGAUGUAAAUAACAGUCAGCAUAAUUCUCAUGUUAUCAACUAUUAAGAGUACAAUUCAAAUUUUAUUGAACAAACCUCCUAAUGAUAACAGUAUUUUUUUAAACAUAAAAAACUUACAAGGCACCGUUCCAAAUUAUUACGGACAGUAAGCUUCAAAACACUUUAUAGGUUGUAAAGAACUUCAUUUGUUGUGUUUGCAGCAUAUUUACGGAAAUCAAAAGCUAUUUCAAUCAAACUUAUAACAACAUUUUAAUUUUUUAAACAUUUUAACAUAGGACCCCUUAUUUGAUAGCAGGUUCACAAGUCUUGCAUCCAUUGAACUUGUGAGUUUUUGGACAGUUUCUGCUUGAAUUUGUUUGCAAGAUGUCAGAAUAGCCUCCCAGAGCUGCUGUUUGUAUGUAAACUGCCUCCCACCCUCAUAGAUCUUUUGCUUGAGGAUGCUCCAAAGGCUCUCAAUAGGAUUGAGGUCAGGGGAGGAUGGAGGCCACACCAUGACUCUCUCUCCUUUUAUCCCCAUAGCAGCCAUUGAUGCAGAGGUAUUCUUUGCAGCAUGAGAUGGUGCAUUGUCAUACAUGAAGAUGAUUUUAUUACGGAAAGCAUAGUUCUUCCUUCUGUACCAGGGAAGAAAGUAGUCAGUCAGAAACUCCACAUACUUUGCAGAGGUAAUCUUUACACCUUCAGGGACCCUAAAGGGACCACCCAGCUCUAUUCCCAUGAUUCCGGCCCAAAACAUGACUCCAUCCCCGCCUUGCUGACGUCGCAGCCUUGUUGGAACAGUGUGGCCGUCCACCAACCAUCCACUACUCCAUCCAUCUGGACCAUCCAGCAUCCAGGGUUGCACGGCACUCAUCAGUGAACAGGACUGUUUGAAAAUUAGUCUUCAUGUAUUUUUCUGCCCAAUGCAGCUGUUUCUGCUUGUGAGCAUUGGUUAGUGGUGGCCGAAUAGAAGGUUUAUACACAGUUGCAAGACUCUGGAGGACUCUACACCUUGAUGUCCAUGGGACUCCAGAGGCACCAGCAGCUUCAAAUAUCUGUUUGCUGCUAUGUAAUGGUAUUUUAGCAGCUUCUCUCUUGAUCUGAUGCAUGGAUCUGGCAGAAAUCUUCCUCAAUGUGCCUUUAUCUGCACGAACCCGUCUGUGCUCUGAAUCAGCCACAAAUCUCUUAAUAGUGCGAUGAUCACGCGUAAGUUUUCGUGAAAUAUCUAAUGUUUUCAUACCUCGUCCAAAGCAUUGAACUAUUUCACUCUUUUCGGCAGCAGAAAGAUCCCUUUUCUUCCCCAUAUUGCAUGAAAGUGGUACUCUGCUUAAAAAUGUGGAACACCCUCCUUAAAUUGGGCUCACCUGGCAAUCUAAUUAUCACAGGUGUCCGAGAUUGUUUUCAGUGAUCAAAAGAGCCCUGAGACACAAUGCCAUCCAUGAGUUAAGCUGAAAAACAAAAUAUUUAAUCUUUGUGACACUUAAAUAGAAUUUGCAUAAUAAUUUGGAACAGGUUGUAUGUGACUAUGUAAUUUUAGGGCCCCCAAUAUUGCAACAAAUAAACAAAACAAAACUAGACUUGUGUAUGGUGAGAACAAUUUUCCCCAAAAAUAGAAACAUUCUUGUGAUACCUGAACUUCGGUCAUGUGGCAAUUCGGCUCCGCAUAAUUUUGGAACCGAAAAACCCGAUUAUUGAAAUGAAUCAUAAGAACCAAAAUGUUGCGAAAGUGGGCCAAUCAGUGUAUAGCAACAUACAGAAUAGUAUGUUUUGCAGAACAUUGAUAAGAGCAUUUUCCAGCCAUACGGUUCACAGAUCAAAUGAGGAAAAAGUAACUAAUAAAGAAAAAAAACCUGUAUAUUCUAUAUUUAUUUAAUACAAAUAAAAAUCAAAACAUUUGGUCAUUGAACGGCUUGUUUGGUUUGUGAUCCAGGUCCAUCUUGUCUCGAAAUUUGGGAAUCCGACCGAUUACUUAUUGGCCCAAAUUCUGAUGCACUGCAGUUCGAACCGGAACAAAUCUCCCAGUCUAAAUAAAACCAUAUUUUAAUAUUGUAAUAUUCAUAGUACUCUCCAGGCUCCUGGCAAUGUCCUAUCACAGUCUGCGGUCACUAUGACUGAUAUAAAAUAUACGAAUAGAAAUUUACCUAUAAUUAAAUCACAGUAAAGAUGGGCUAUCUGGUUCGGUUUAUGCUAGAUGAGUGUACGUUUUCAGCCCAUCUUUUUUUGAUUUGUGAUCUCCUGUCUGUGUUCCAGGAUCCACAGUGUAUACCUGCAUGCUAAACCACCGUGGCGGCACGGAAAGUGAUCUCACCGUAAGCAGAAUUUCUCCUGGAACACAAUCGUCUCCCCUAGCUCCAGCCUUUGAUGGUAGGUAUACAAUGCCAGACUGCUGAAUAUCCGGUUUAUU